AUGCCUUCUUCCAACAGCAACUCUGGCUCCAGCUCCGGCUCCAGCUCCGGCUCGGGCGGCUACUCUUACAGGAGCAGCGGUACCAACAGCCAGGGCAACCACUACUGCUCUCGCGAUUAUGGCUCGUCCGCGUCGAACCAGAACUCGUACCACUACUCCAACGCCAAUGGUUCCUACUACUACUCCAACCCCAACGGCUCUACCUACUACAACGACGGCAAUGGCUACUCUUCUUACAACCGCGGCAAGUAA
Molecule: messenger RNA, 252 nt
Organism: Diplodia corticola
Lineage: Eukaryota; Fungi; Ascomycota; Dothideomycetes; Botryosphaeriales; Botryosphaeriaceae
Exons: 3
Coding region: 1-252 (83 amino acids)
Source: RefSeq, a predicted model, not a curated record